ACAUGCGUGAUUCGGUUGUGUUUUGGUUUUCUCUCGGGUCAAUUUUUGGUUUCGAAUAAACAAUAACAGUAUUCAUAGUAGUUCAUUCAACAAAACCAUUGUGCUAAAAUGUUCCAGCAAAUCAACCGAUUAGUGGUGUUACGGAGAAGAAACCCCUGUCGGAAAUUGGUCAGUACCUGGUCACCUUUAACGACGGCCUUCAACACACGACCCGAGAAGAGAAUCAAUUUCACUAAAAAUGAAGUGGGACUUUUCAAUAUACCGGAGCUGACGAGCUUCGAGGGAUUCUACGCUCUCAAGGAGAAGGCCAUCUUCAAAACAGAAGAUCUGAUCAAGGAAGCAACUUCAGACAAUCGAACUCGCAAAAUGGUUACUAUUUUCGAUGAGCUAUCCGAUACUCUGUGUAAGGUGGCUGAUCUGUCGGAAUUCAUUCGGCUGGCACAUCCACAGGCCAAAUAUAGUCAUGCGGCGGAGGAUGCUUGCAUAACGAUUAGUGGAAUAGUGGAAAAAUUGAAUACUCAUGAGAAGCUAUAUCAGUCUUUGAGACAGGUGGUGAACGGAAACGAGUUGAUGAAGACGACCGACGUGGACAAGCACGUGGCAGAACUGUUUCUGUUUGAUUUCGAACAAAGCGGGAUUCAUUUGACGGAAACCGAUCGGAAAAGGGUAGUCUUUCUGAAUGAUUGUAUUCUACAACUAGGACAGCGAUUUAUGGCCGGUGCUGUGCAUCCACGAACGAUCAGAAAAAGUAUACUGCCAGAGGCAAUCAGACCAUUCUUUUCGACUGACGGCGAUAACAUCUUGGUUUCCGGAUUGUACGCGGAUUCGUCGAACAACAUGGCAAGGGAAGCGGCUUAUAGGCUGUUCCUUUACCCGGAUAACAAUCAAGAACAGUUGCUAUCGGAUCUGUUGAAGUCCAGACAUGAUUUGGCAACGGUUUGUGGUUUUCAAACGUAUGCCCACAGAGCACUGAAAGCUAGCACCGUUGAGACACCGGAAAUGGUGAAUGAGUUUCUGCACACUCUAAACGAAGAGCUUGCACCCCGCGCAGAACGAGAUUUUGCCCUGAUGCAGCGAAUGAAAAAUGCUGAAAGCAGCAUGCAAACUCCUCUAGCUACGUGGGACACUCCGUACUUUACGUCUAGUCUUAAGAAACGGUGCCUGCAGACAUCAGCUUCGGAAUUCUCACCCUAUUUUAGCUUGGGAGCUUGCAUGGAAGGUCUCAACCUGCUGAUGAAUAGUUUGUACGGAAUCAGUCUGGAAGUGACUGAAAUGGAACCGGGUGAAUCUUGGUCACACGAUAUCUAUAAGCUGUCUGUUACGCACGAGUCGGAAGGCCUGCUCGGUUACAUCUACUGUGAUCUCUUCGAACGCCAGGGAAAACCCAACCAAGACUGCCAUUUCACUAUUCAAGGUGGUAAAAUAAUGCCCGACGGAAGCUAUCAGAAUCCGAUUGUUGUGGUGAUGUUAAAUCUUCCUCAGCCCCGCUGGUCCGGGCCGACGCUGUUGACGCCGUCAAUGGUGGACAAUCUGUUCCAUGAAAUGGGACAUGCCAUGCAUUCGAUGUUGGCCCGUACCGAGUAUCAGCAUGUGACCGGGACUCGAUGCAGUACUGACUUCGCCGAAGUGCCAUCAGUUCUCAUGGAAUACUUUGCCAGCGAUCCGCGCGUUCUACGAACGUUCACAAAACAUUUCCAGACACAGGAACCGAUGCCGGAAGAUAUGCUUCAACGUCUGUGCGCCUCGAAGCACCUAUGUUCCGCUAGUGAAACUCAACUGCAGGUUUUCUACUCUGUGCUGGAUCAGGUAUACCACGGGGACCCGGCGAGACAUCUCGAAAGCACCACAGAAACAUUGCGGACAGUUCAGGAACAGUUCUAUGGGCUACCGUACGUUGAAAACACUGCCUGGCAACUGCGGUUUAGCCAUUUAGUAGGGUAUGGGGCUAAGUACUAUUCCUAUCUUAUUUCGAGAGCCAUCGCAUCCUGGAUUUGGCAGACGUACUUUGAGAAGGAUCCACUCAGCCGAACACAGGGAGAAAAAUAUCGUCGCGGUUGUCUCGCGUACGGAGGUGGAAUACCCAGCAGGCUGUUGGUGUCCAAUUUCCUAGGACGGGAAGUCACACCGAGCAAUUUGACGAAAAGUUUGAUUACCGAAAUCGAUGGUUACAGCGAGCGACUGCAGGAAUUCGAGCGACAUUUCUAGGACUAAUGCUUGGACCUUAGAUUCUUUAUAUGAUGAACGGAAUAGAAAGUUGUGAUCGUAAAUUUUACUUUUUGUACCUGAAAAAUAUCCAAAUGUUUGUCUUGUUGGGUCAGUUGGCAUGGAAUGACCGACCGAGUCUCUUGAAACAGAUACUAAAAGGUGUUUCUUUCAACAAUUCACGAAAUAUACUUUAUGUUCGUUAUUUAUUUGAA
Molecule: messenger RNA, 2417 nt
Organism: Malaya genurostris
Lineage: Eukaryota; Metazoa; Arthropoda; Insecta; Diptera; Culicidae
Product: mitochondrial intermediate peptidase
Exons: 2
Coding region: 109-2205 (698 amino acids)
Biological process (GO): peptide metabolic process
Cellular component (GO): mitochondrion
Molecular function (GO): metalloendopeptidase activity
Source: RefSeq, a predicted model, not a curated record